UCCUCCCAAAGCAGAGAAAAUGAAUCAGGGAGAAGGUGAAUUAAAUAUACCACGCACCUCUCUGUAAUUUGUUUUUACUUCUUAAAACAGUUCUCGUCCGCUGCUGUUCUUGGAACGCUUUCUGUCGCCCUUCACCUCCACCUCCGCAAAGCAGCGUCGCACACACCCAAGGAACGAAAAACUCCCGGCAGAGGAGAGGAAAAGCAGAGAGCGGAGAAGGAAGAAGAGAGGCGAGAGACAAACGCGAGAAAAUGGAGUCGCCUUCUGCACUGCCAUCUCUGGAUCAGCUUCUGAAGGAACAAGGAGCAGACCAGACACUUACAGACCUCAUCUUGGCUAUUCUUGACAGAUGCGGCAAAAUAGCGUCUGCGUUGCAAGGGACGUCAGUGGACAAAGUGGGCAGCGUCAAUGAAUUCGGCGACGAACAGCUGACUGUCGACGUGAUCGCAGAGAAUCUUCUUCGGUCGUGGGCUCAGAGCAGCGAAGGCUCUGCGGUCCGCGCCGUCUGCAGUGAGGAGGACAUCCACCUUCAGGAAUGCCAUAAAAAUGGAGAGUUUAUUUUGUGCUGGGACCCGCUCGACGGAAGCAGCAUCAUCGACUGCAACUGGGCUGUUGGAAGCAUCGUGAGCAUCUGGCGAAUCGGUCACCAUGGAGUCCAGUGGCAAGGCGCAGACACCCUGAUUCAGAAAACAGGGAGACAGCAGGUGGCGAGCUUGAUUGUGGUGUACGGACCUCGCACGACGGGAGUCGUGGCGGUGAACGUGGACGCAGGCGGCAUCGUCAAGGAGGGGACCGCCCUCGAUUUGGAGAUGAAGGACAACGGGAAGUUCAUCUGCAGAGGCAAACCGAUCAUCAAGCCGCAGGCAAAGAUUUUCUCUCCAGCGAAUCUCCGUGCCGCGCAGGACCUCCCGGCCUACAAGCAGCUCAUCGAGUUUUGGAUGGAGAAGCGAUACACGUUGAGAUACACAGGAGGCCUCGUGCCGGACGUUUACCAGAUUUUCGUGAAGCAGCAAGGCGUCUUCUGCAAUCCCGCGAGCAAGGCUGCUCCCGCCAAACUGCGCAUGUGCUUUGAAGUCUUGGCAAUCGCUCUCGUGGUCGAAGCGGCGGGCGGCCGAACGAGCAACGGCCAGAAAUCUCUUCUCGACGUGGCCAUUGAACACAUGGACCAUAGAUCUGCUCUGUGCUGCGGAAGCGCUGACGAAAUCAAAAGAAUGGAGGAAACGUUUGCUGCACUCUCCGGCUAGGGCGCCGAAAGCGACAUUUUUCUGCAAGGACGCUCGAGACAUUUACUCCCUCAAAGAAGCCUGCGCAGGGUUAAGCAAACGGCAACCUGUUUACGUGCAUAUAUGUACGUACGCACACUAGUUGUAUAUGUACGUACGCACACUAGUUGUCGCGCCUUAGUGGCGGGGAGGUGUUCGUAGUGCCGCAGAAUACACACUCUGAAAGCUUGAUCCUUCUUGCCACAAGGCUGCCAACGCAGAAGUCUGUGUGCAGUAAGUGUACAAAAACAUUUUGAGGCAGCUUUACACACACAGGCACUUGGACAUCUGCCGCUUCUUCAAGACCAGAAUGUCUGGGCAAAGAGACGGCCAGAUUUCCCCCGCACAGAAAAUCACAACUAGAUGAACGCCACAGACUUUCACCGGUGCGUGCGCAGCUGAUGUGAACAGCGGGCAGAAAAUAUCAACACUCGAUCUGAAGUUCCUUAUGGAUGCUGACUCUGCCCCGUCAUUGAACUGCGCCGCGUUCGUGUGCUUGGCAAGAUGCCAAGACCAGCAUCUGGCUUGACGCUGGGAAUAUUGUCUUUUCGAUCUUUGGCAUUGGCGUGUUCUUUCCCGUACAAGUUUUUAUAGAAUAGAUCUGAAUUUAUGCCGAGGAGGGCUUUCUCUGGAUUCUACAGACACUUGAAACACCGAAAAAUGACGUCACGUUUGUAGCUGCGGCGCACGUGGAUUGCGGGUACCCUGAUGUACAGCAGUGUGAAUCUGGGUUUUCUGCCGGAGGCAUCAAAAGGGAAAAUGCUUCAAAAGAACUUGCAAGACAAACUCAUACCAUCCCGCUGGGACUUCAUGG
Toxoplasma gondii ME49 is the source of this 2076-nucleotide messenger RNA. Its product is annotated as sedoheptulose-1,7-bisphosphatase. Gene Ontology annotation, molecular function: fructose 1,6-bisphosphate 1-phosphatase activity. Gene Ontology annotation, cellular component: cytoplasm. Gene Ontology annotation, biological process: fructose 6-phosphate metabolic process; fructose 1,6-bisphosphate metabolic process; gluconeogenesis. Lineage: Eukaryota; Apicomplexa; Conoidasida; Eucoccidiorida; Sarcocystidae. The record is from RefSeq and is a predicted model, not a curated record. The transcript is spliced from 7 exons. Bases 252 to 1244 code for a protein of 330 amino acids.